CGCGGCGCCAGCCGGGAGCCCAGCCGAGGCGCGAGGACCGCGCGAGCUUCUCCCGUGGGCUCCCCUCCCCCUGCGGCGACCCCCGCUCCGGCCGACUGGUCCCCGAAACGGUGGCGGCGGUUUGUGGUCGUUGGUCCCAAGGAUUUAGGACCAACAUUUGAAGACCCGAAGGGGAACGGCAACCAUGAAUGAAGAAAACAUAGAUGGAACAAAUGGAUGCAGUAAAGUCCGAACUGGUACUCAGAAUGAAGCAGCGUUACUUGCUUUGAUGGAAAAGACUGGUUACAACAUGGUUCAAGAAAAUGGGCAAAGGAAAUUUGGUGGUCCUCCUCCAGGUUGGGAAGGUCCACCUCCACCCAGAGGCUGUGAAGUUUUUGUAGGAAAAAUACCUCGUGAUAUGUAUGAAGAUGAGUUAGUGCCUGUAUUUGAAAGAGCUGGGAAGAUAUAUGAAUUUCGACUUAUGAUGGAAUUUAGUGGUGAAAAUCGAGGUUACGCUUUUGUGAUGUAUACUACGAAAGAAGAAGCCCAGUUAGCCAUCAGAAUUCUUAAUAAUUAUGAGAUUCGACCAGGGAAGUUUAUUGGUGUAUGUGUAAGCCUGGAUAACUGCAGGUUAUUUAUUGGAGCUAUUCCCAAGGAAAAGAAGAAAGAAGAAAUCUUAGAUGAAAUGAAGAAAGUUACAGAAGGAGUGGUAGAUGUCAUUGUUUACCCCAGUGCAACUGAUAAGACCAAAAAUCGUGGUUUUGCAUUUGUCGAAUAUGAAUCUCACAGAGCUGCAGCUAUGGCUAGGAGAAAACUAAUUCCAGGGACUUUCCAACUAUGGGGCCAUACCAUUCAAGUAGAUUGGGCUGACCCAGAGAAGGAAGUUGAUGAGGAGACCAUGCAGAGAGUUAAAGUUCUCUACGUACGAAAUCUGAUGAUCUCAACUACAGAGGAAACAAUUAAAGCAGAAUUCAACAAAUUCAAACCCGGUGCGGUUGAACGAGUAAAGAAACUUCGAGAUUAUGCCUUCGUUCACUUUUUCAACCGAGAAGAUGCAGUGGCUGCCAUGUCUGUUAUGAAUGGAAAGUGCAUUGAUGGAGCAAGUAUUGAGGUCACACUGGCAAAACCAGUGAAUAAAGAAAACACUUGGAGGCAGCAUCUUAAUGGUCAGAUUAGCCCCAAUUCUGAAAACCUGAUUGUGUUUGCUAACAAAGAGGAGAGCCACCCCAAAACUCUUGGCAAGCCACCGACACUUCAAGCUCGUCUCAAUGGCCAGCAUAGCCCAAGCCCUCCUGAAAUCGAAAGAUGCACUUACCCAUUUUUUCCUGGAACAAAGCUUACUCCAAUUAGUAUGUAUUCUUUAAAAUCCAAUCAUUUCAAUUCUGCAGUAAUGCAUUUGGAUUAUUACUGCAACAAAAAUAAUUGGGCACCACCAGAAUAUUAUUUAUAUUCAGCAACCAGUCAGGACGGGAAAGUACUCUUGGUGUAUAAAAUCGUUAUUCCUGCAAUUGCAAAUGGAUCCCAGAGUUACUUCAUGCCGGACAAACUCUGUACUACGUUAGAAGAUGCCAAGGAACUGGCAGCCCAGUUUACGUUACUUCAUUUGGACAGGGAACACAAUCUCUUCAGCCUGGACCUUUAUAGAAGAAUUUGGAGAAAAUAAACAGGUCCUUUCUGAUGUUGCUUGAACUUAUUCUCCCUGCAGUUGAUCUCAUUCCUGUUGGCUUAAUAUUAAGACCCAUGACAACACUAAGUUAACGUUCAUCUUUUAGCUCUCACUUAUAGUACCAGGAAAAUACAGAAAGAACUUUACCUGGAACAUUCAAUGACCUAAUUUUUUCCAUUCCUAGAAGCACCAUAACUUUUAUAAGGAAUCAUCUUACAGUCAUUUGCACACCCUUGGCUUAUCUCUGCACUAAAGAACAUAGUUGAGUUUUUGGGAAGUACAGGAUUUACAGAUUUGGUCUUUACUAGUCACACACAUCUAUACACAUUAUAAUUAAUGAAGCAGGACAUUAUUGAUAAAUAAGAUGAAUGUUCAUUGUGGAACAAUAAUGCUUCAAACGUUGGCUUUUUAAAAAAUAAUUUGGUUUAAUUUUUGGAUUUUUCUAUCCUAUAAGUUGAUAAUGUUUCUUGAAGUUUAUUUGAUUCAUUUUAUUAUUUUAUGAUACCAGUAGAAUUCUAAUGUUAAAUUGGUUUGUUGAGUUGUAUAAAUGUUUACAGUAGUAUUUAAAUAAUGAAAUAUAGACAGUUUUUGCAACCCAGGGGUGAAUGUUUCUGCUCCUUGAUACCUACCUAAUACAAUUUCAAAAAAGAAGUAAAUAUGAAUUCACUGUUUUUUAUCUUUUCUUCAUGACCCCUUAGUGUUAGUACCAAAUUUAAAAGGAGCUUCAUUAUGGAUGGAGCAAAGAGAAAUCAGAGGUUCUCUUUUUUGGUGAACAUAAAGAUACACAACAAUUAAUAGGUAACCAGGAAAUAGAUAAUCCAAGAAUGCAUUUUAGGAAGAGCUCUGAAGCAUUGUGUCGCUGAAAGCUUACAUGAUACCGACCGAUGACACUUUCGGUAUUUGCAAUGCAGUGAGUACUGACAGUCUUUACCAGCAGUAUAAUAUUAUCAGGCUUUUGAAUGUUCGAACAUUAUGUUAAACUGUGAUUAUAGUUUUUAUGCUUUGUCUCUUUGAAUUAAAUUUGUAACCAUAAAGAUGUGCAGCAUAAUUGUUAUGUAUUUAUUUACAGACUACAAUUUUCGUCGCAGCUCAAUAAAUAGCCUUUCCCCUGUUAGUGCUACCCUCUCUUCUGGGACACCCAGCGUGCUUCCUUACACUUCAAGGCUUUACUCUUAUCCGAGCUAUUCCUUGUCACCAACAGUGUCACUUGCUAAUGGCAGCCAUGUUGGACAGCGACUGUAUAUCUCCAAUCAGGCCUCGUUCUUCUGAAGAAAAUACUGUAAACAGGAGUAUGAAAGUUUCUUUGUAAAGCCUGCAAAUUAAAAUACUCUUUUAUUUUAGAAUCGGGUUUGCACAUUUGGUUUUAAAAUGAUAAUUAUAUAUUUAUUUCAACAUAGUAAAACAUCACAAUUCAGAAUAACUUACACUUGUAAAACUUGUAAAAAUGCUAAGUUUAAAAAGUUACUCAGUGAUUUCUCUUGAUAAAGGCAUAACAAACUACUAUUCUUUUUAAACUUUCGGGAUUUUAAAUAACUUCUAAUUCCUGAGUGGUCAGUAGAACCUAGAAGUUUACGUUAAAUUUUUUCAUUAUAACUUUGCUAGAGUUUCACAAACAUUAAAGCACUUGCAGACAGUGGUUACACUAGAUUUGAUUACCAAGGAUCACCAUCUGUAUUAGAGAUUAGAACAAUUCUGUAACCAGAAGCAUCUAACUAUUAUGUAGAAAGAAAUGAAGGGCAAAAAGAUUAAGAUGCAAAUUUUAUGCAGUACUAAAGAAAAAGCAGUCUACCAUUGUCCUUGAAAAUAACUAUAAAUAUUUCAGUUGAUGAUUAUUUGUUAUAGAAAUAAAUUAUAAUUUUGCUGUUAAUGUAUUUAAGGUUUUUAUAGUUAUGCUUCAUUUGUGUUUGAUAUUCACUGUAUAGUUGUUUGAGUAAUAAGUGUUAGAGUUUUUUAAUGUUGAAAUCAUGUGUUGUUUAAUUUUUGUACUUGAAUUCAAAUUCUUGGACAUUAAAUAUGCGAUGCU
Sus scrofa (pig) is the source of this 3668-nucleotide messenger RNA. RefSeq names its product RNA binding motif protein 46 (gene RBM46). Gene Ontology annotation, molecular function: RNA binding. NCBI's taxonomy places the organism in Eukaryota, Metazoa, Chordata, Mammalia, Artiodactyla, Suidae. The record is from RefSeq and is a predicted model, not a curated record.